AUGUCGAAAACUGCUCUAGUUGCCCAUACUCCGCUCAAAGCAUGUUCCCGACUGGCGCCCGAGGUUAUUCUUCACAUCCUCUCCUUCCUCGGAGGCCAUGACCAGCCCUCACGGCUCUGGCCCAUCCUCACCCUCUGCAAGCAGUGGGCCCGUCUUGCCCUCGAGCUGAUAUACGACCAGCCCGUCGUCUCCCUCAAGAACCUUGAUGCAUUCGUUAAAACUCUCGGCCUCCAGGACCGACUCCAAGACGGUCGGUCCCUCUUCUGGGAUUCUGCUACCUGUUUGAACACCAAGGACAAUUCCUCAGAAGAUCAGCCGAAAAGCCUCGGCAUCGACUACCGUGCUAUGAUCAAGAAGCCCUGUCGCAUCGUUGGCGCAUCGGCCCCCGUCAAGCAAGAUCUGAUCCAUCUUUGGGAUCUGCAGGCGUUGCUUUGGACUGCACCCGCAUUUGCACCAAUGAGUGCUCCUUUAGCAUUAUCCUUGUCGUCGCCAGUGUCAAACCCAGUUCGAGCACCAGGACCAGGACCAGGAUCAGGACCUGCACCAGGAGAAGCAUCCUCUUCAUCAUCACCACCUUCAGCAGAGCAACCACAUACCAUUGCAUCAUCAUCAUCGUCAUCAUCUCAUCCCUCGCUUGAGUCUCUUGGGCCAGCAUCACAGCUGCAUAGAGCCCCUUCGCCUCCCUCCUCGACAAAGGCCGUGAUGAUCCGCCGAAAGAAAAAAACGUUACCCCCCCUGGGGCCUGUGGUCCUGCUUCUGGAUGUGUCCCAGGUGUUUUCGGAUACGAUGUACUAUAUCCUGCGCGAGGUUCCAGGGAUGAGACUGCGUCAACUGCAUUACAAAUGGCUAUUGAAUGUCUCACUGCUGGACCUACUUGAGAUGAACCUCUCUGCUCUUCGGGAGCUCGUCUUUGCACGGCCACCGACCCGACAGAACGAGUUCCUGGCCAUCGCUCAGUUUCUCAAACGAGCUCAAAAUCUCGAUACCCUCAGACUGGACCAUUGUCGGGCUGCAGGAAACACUGUCCUCACACAGCUUGCUCAGAGUUGCGGACGGUCUCUCAGGACGCUGGAAAUUCGCCAACACAUCAUGAUCAGACCCAUGGGCGAUCACACUCUAUUCCCUGUCGAUGGUCCCGAGGAUUUUAUUCAACAUACAGAGCAGGAGCAAAUUCAAGAGCACCUGGACCCAGAUCUACAGUCGGCGACUAGGACAUUGUCGCCAGGGCAAAUGUGCUCACGUUGCGGUGCAGAAGAGCAGGAGGAUGGCAGGGACGCGAUUGAGAGCGCUGUCGAUCAGCUUGGUAUAUCAGGUGACCCUACCGCAGCAUCGGGUGUAGAGACGACUCCCGAUCUACCACAGGAUAAUGUGCUUCCGGAGAUGGAUCUUGAAUCGAGAAUGGACCAUGCAUUGAAGGAGUUUGGUCAACGUGGCGUUCACCUAACACACCUUCGACUGCAGCAUGUCACCUGGCUGACUGACGAGUGUCUAUCAGAAUUUCAACCAAAUCUGGCUGUGAACCGUUCUGGAUGCCCCUCGCAGAUGAGACCUGGGCUGCAGGAGAUUGAGCUCCUGGACUCUUACUAUGGAUCGCAGGUGACGAUCGAGGGAGUUUUGGAUUUGUGUGGACCGAAUCUUGAGGUCCUUGUUGUAGACAGAAAGUCGUGCUGGCGAGUAAGAGCCAGUCCAAAGAAGCGGUCGGUCUCGCCUGAACUAUGUGCGAGCUGCGCUCGUCAGGGGAGGGCGCAGCAGACUAGAAUUGAUAGGAUGUCGACGGGCGAUCGACUGUUGUCAGGUCUGAAGCAGAAGGGAGAUGCGCAGGGCAGGGGGAGGAUAGGUCGACUGGAAACGCUGGUGUUAAUCGAGCACUGGGUCAGUGUGGAUGAGCUGCGUAAGGCUAUGGCACAUUGGCGGUUGACACUCAGGACUGUGAAUGCCCGUGUCUUUAAAUGCUCGAUCAAGGAGCUGACACGGGCAAUUGUGGCCCCUGAGUCCGAGGAAACUUGUAGUGCGGAGGCAGCUCUCGAGAACGUGGUCCUGGCUCUGCCCUGGUUGGAUGUUGAUAGCCUAGACUCAGAGGCGGUUGGACUGGCCAGCACGGUGUUUGAGCGAUGCAGGAAUGUCCGCUGUGUGGAGAUCAAUAAGCGCAGCUGGCGAAGAGACGACCACCGGCUUCUGAGUGUUCAAUCAUGGCACUGA
This is a messenger RNA of Gamsiella multidivaricata, 2199 nucleotides long. RefSeq lists its product as uncharacterized. The coding region runs from base 1 to 2199 and encodes 732 amino acids. The record is from RefSeq and is a predicted model, not a curated record. NCBI's taxonomy places the organism in Eukaryota, Fungi, Mortierellomycota, Mortierellomycetes, Mortierellales, Mortierellaceae. The transcript is spliced from 2 exons.